UUCGCUCAUGCUAAUCUCCUGGUCAUAUAAGCCGAACAUUGUUACGCCGUUAUACUUUCAGUUUUUAAUUCCAUUCAAGCCGACCUUAGGUUGUCCUUCGGCCAUACUUUGUUGCGCGAAGAAUGUUGAGCAAAACGGCAGUUUCAGCCUUGUCAAAGGUUGGUAAGGUCCACCAGAGAUCCUUUUCAUUAGGUGGGGUGAGAUUGAAUGAGCUCCCAUGUGUAGGUGUAAAAAACUCGAUGGACGUGACAGAAGCUGCCACACCGCAAAGUUUGAGCCAAGAGUUAAAGGAGAAAUACUAUCCUCAGAUAGGCAAUAGAGAGAUAGUAGGACCAAGUUACGGUGCACAGUUUGACUACCACGAUACUGCCGACCAUCCAAUGCCUAGUGUACGUUGGGCUGCUAACACACCAGAAGUUCUUGCACUCAGGGAGAAGGAACUGAAUGACUGGAAUACUUUAACUCUGGAGGAAAAGAAACAAUUAUAUAGAAAUACCUACCGCCAGACAUUUGCUGAAUUCAAAGCACCCACUGGGGACUGGAAGAGGAUCGCAUCUAUUGUUUUCUACACUCUAGCUGCAUCAGUGGUCCUGUUCUUAUAUAAUGUAACAUCAUAUGGAACCAAACCAGUCACUUACGACCAGGACUAUCAGCAGGGAAUGAUUGCAACUAUGCUGAUGAGUAAUGUAGCACCAUACUCUGGUAUCUCGUCCAAAUACGACUUUGAAAAGAACGAAUGGAAGAAAUAAACUACGGCAGUUUUUAGCGGAAACUGAAAAAAAAAUGUUGUCUCAAGUUGACAUUAAAUUUUAUAGUUGUUAUAUGUAGAUUUUUACAGGGACAAAGACGUUUGUGAUAAUCUUUCUAGUUCUUGCUUCUUUUUUUUUUUGAAUAAUCAGAGUUUAUCAUAGAAGUGAAACUUAACAGCUUUGAAAUAUUGCGAAAAAUUGGACAUUUUGAUUGAGUGAUUUGAUUAUUUUUCUUAAAAUCACAGGGGAGAGGCGGUCUUAAAAGUACCUCAUAUCAGUGGAAAUAUGCACACAGCAAAAAGUGUAUAGCAGCUAAAAGUUAAGAAAUAAAUGUGAUGUGAUAUAAAAA
Molecule: messenger RNA, 1098 nt
Organism: Mercenaria mercenaria
Lineage: Eukaryota; Metazoa; Mollusca; Bivalvia; Venerida; Veneridae
Product: cytochrome c oxidase subunit 4 isoform 1, mitochondrial-like
Exons: 5
Coding region: 123-749 (208 amino acids)
Biological process (GO): mitochondrial electron transport, cytochrome c to oxygen
Source: RefSeq, a predicted model, not a curated record